Cydia pomonella (codling moth) is the source of this 3699-nucleotide messenger RNA. It is a transcript of the gene Clk, whose product is annotated as circadian locomoter output cycles protein kaput. NCBI's taxonomy places the organism in Eukaryota, Metazoa, Arthropoda, Insecta, Lepidoptera, Tortricidae. The coding region runs from base 401 to 2368 and encodes 655 amino acids. Gene Ontology annotation, cellular component: cytoplasm; CLOCK-BMAL transcription complex; nucleus. The transcript is spliced from 13 exons. Gene Ontology annotation, biological process: regulation of transcription by RNA polymerase II; circadian regulation of gene expression. The record is from RefSeq and is a predicted model, not a curated record. Gene Ontology annotation, molecular function: protein dimerization activity; RNA polymerase II cis-regulatory region sequence-specific DNA binding; DNA-binding transcription factor activity, RNA polymerase II-specific.
AUUCCUAGUUACUUUAGUCGUGUUGAAAAUAUUUAUCGUAUUGUGAAUUUUACUGUGUAAUUAAAAACGUUUACUUGUUUUCAUAAUAGUCGUAGUGGCAGCUAUUAAACUCCGAUUGUUUAACUUGCUUCUGGUUUCUAUAACUCGCUAGCAGUGAUAAAAUUAUAUGUGGACGGUGAUACGCAUGCAGGAUUUGGAAUACGGUGGUCAUUAUUAAAAUACCUAUCUUCUACAGAAACAGACGCUUCUAUUGUCGUUUUAUGUCAGUUACCGCGAAGUAAUCGUAACCCAGCCAAUGACGACCACUUUUGCAUUCUACAUCUUCAUCGUAGUUAGUGUAAAGUUGUAAAUUGUGUUAUUUUGAUACCUAAAACUAGCCCUGCCGCUUACCAUUAGUAAAAUGGAAGACGACGGAGAUGAUAAAGAUGACUCCAAAAGGAGGACUAGAAAUAUGAGUGAGAAGAAAAGAAGAGACCAGUUUAAUCUCCUAGUCAAUGAACUGAGCACUAUGGUGUCUUCAAAUAAUCGGAAGAUGGAUAAAUCUACAGUCUUAAAAUCAACUAUAUCAUUUCUGAAAAACCACAAUGAAAUAACAGUUAGAUCAAGAGUCCAUGACAUACAGGAAGACUGGAAACCGGCAUUUUUGUCAAAUGAAGAAUUUACAUAUCUUGUUUUGGAAGCACUUGAGGGCUUUGUGAUGGUCCUCUCUGCUAGUGGGCUUGUUUAUUAUGUAUCGGAGAGCAUAACAUCAUUACUGGGUCACAACAUGGGUGAUGUGGUCAACAAAAGCAUCUUUGAUUUAGCUUUUGAGGAUGAUCACCCGAACUUGUACAAUAUACUUCAGGGCCCCGGCACAGCAGUAGACACAGUACAGAGAGGAAACCAAGAUAAGGAGAUACGGUUCCAGUGUCACCUGAGACGUGGCACGCUAGACUUCAGAGACGAAAGCACGUAUGAACUGGUCGAGUUCAGUGGACAUUUUCGUACUAACACAGAGCCGUUAGAUAAGGAAGACUUGCCUUAUAGAACGGAUCACGAAUCCAGAUUAUUCGUGUGCACGGGGCGCCUGCAUACACCGCAGCUGAUCCGCGACGUGUCGCUGGUAGACUCUAACCGUAACGAGUUCACCUCACGUCACAGCUUCGAGUGGAAGUUCCUGUUCCUAGACCACCGCGCGCCGCCCAUCAUCGGCUACCUGCCCUUUGAGGUGCUCGGCACCUCCGGCUACGAUUAUUACCACUUUGACGAUCUAGAGAAGGUUGUCAAUUGCCAUGAAGCUCUCAUGCAAAAAGGGGAACUAACGUCUUGCUAUUACCGGUUCCUAACAAAAGGUCAGCAAUGGAUUUGGUUGCAGUCACGGUUUUACAUUACCUACCAUCAAUGGAAUUCGAAACCAGAAUUCGUAGUCUGUACACACCGUGUUGUAAAUUACGCUGACGUAGCAAAAAGCGGGAAACAAGAAACUGUCGAGCCGGAGCCCGUGGUGCAGGAGGUGCUUCCCGAGGAACCGAAGGAGAGCAAGGCGGAGGAGCCGAUCGCGGACAUGUCCCCCACUUAUAUGUCCGAGGCGUGCGACUCCUUCGCCGCCUCCUAUUCUGCCGUGUCGCGACCGGCGUCAGUAAAGUCGGCGUCAGGCAGUUCCACGGGUACGACGGCAACAACGGGCGCGCCGUCGGUGUACGCGUCGUGGCCGCGCACGUGCACGCGCUACGCCAGCUCCGAGUCGUCGCGGUACGCGCCCGCCGAGCCGGGUCGGUACGCGCCCGGCUGCGACACCGGCUCGCUCUCCGGCGAAUCGCGCUCGUCGCAGCGAAACACUACUCGCUCGAAGCGUGCGUUACGAAAUACCGAGUUUGCCAGUUAUGGUGACGGUGGACUGAUGACGUUCCCGCAGCUCAAGAACGAGCCGAUGCUUGUGCCGCAGCGCGCGAUCGGCGCGCAGUACCUGGAGCCGGCGCCGUACGUGGGCGCCGUGAGCGUGCCCGGCGUGCCCGCGCCGAUGGUGUCGGUGGUGCCGGCGCUGCCCGGCGUGCUGCCGCUGUCGCUGCCCUCGCUGCCUGUCAUCGUCACGCCCGACCAGGCGCAGAUACAGUGGCCGUGGCAGGAGCAGCUGCAGCAGAAGCACGAGGAGUUGCAGCAGAUGAUCGUGCGCCAGCAGGAGGAGCUGCGCCAGGUCAAGGAGCAGCUGCUGUUAGCGCGCCUCGGCAUGCUGGAACCUUUGCCCGCUGUGCCGAACCCAUACCUAAACAACGAGACACAAAACCCGGCACGGCUGCCUGCUGAGCUGGUGUACGAGGAGUCGGACCGCGCGCUGGCCGUGGCCGGCUUCCCGCCGCCGCCCCCGCCACGCCCGCACCCGCCGCAGUGACUCCCCACACCUUCCACCCUGUAGCCUGCUAUGCUACCCUAGUAGCUUAUCAGGCAAUGAAGCAACUGAUCUUAUUGUUAUAACCACUUCUCAUAAAUACUUCACGUACCUAUUAUAGUGGUCAUUCGAUCCGACGCCUUCAUGAUUGACCAAUUUAUGUCGAUUAGUCGGCCACUUGGAGGUUUCAAAGCGAUUUUGAAAAUCGCCUUUGAUCUCCGUUACCUCUCGAAGAUUACUCCUGACGGAGAUGUUAUGCAUGUGUGCCAAUACCAAUGAAAAUGUAUGUGAUAUUUCGAUUUUCUUUAUACGAAACAUGUUACAUAAUACUGUAAUAAAAUUAUGAAGUUAUUUUUUUAUUGUAUAUUAUACAUAUUUUAGUUCUCAUAGUCAUAAAGCUCACCCUGCUCAUGUAUUUUCUAAUUUGGGUCCUUUUAUACGAGAUAACUUUUUUUUAGCAAAAUGAUAUAGUGCUAUUUCAAACAUGCCAUAAAUAAACUGUUAUUAGGGUAUAUUACUAAUACUUAUUUUUAAAUCGGCAGUAGUAUUAAUUUAGUAUUUUUGAUGAAAUGGUGGAGUUAUUAUUAUAUUUCGCUUAGUCGUCACAUCAAUGAACUCGCUGUUUAUAAAGUAAAAAGUGACUUGUGUUGUUAACUUGAGCGCUACAGCAAACGCAACUCAAUUAAGAUACGUAUGCCAUGGAAAUCUUAUAAAUACAAGUUGAAAGGAAUGACGUAUGAAUGUUGUCAGAUUAGUCAGAAACGAAUAUAUGUUGAAACAGUCCAGUGGCUGCGGACAUCGAUUGUACAAGACAGAGUUAAAUGUUUAUGAAGGUGGCACAUGGCGACUUUUUGCAGAGAUGCAGUCGCAAAAAGGCUGCGAUACAGUCUUGCUGCUGCUCGCUGGUCAUAUAGCCUCGCACACGUAAAUAUGAUACUGCAUCGCGACUAUACAGCAUCGAUACAGCCACGAUUUAGCAUCGAUACGGCCUUUAUUCACUCUUCCUAUACCCGAUGUAGAAGCGAUGCUGAAUUAAAACAACGCGACUGUGCGCUUUUUUCGCGGGUUGCAAAUUCGACAAGGGGCCACAGAAAUGUCUGGCGACAGAAAUGCUGCAUAAAGUCGCCGUGUCCGACCUCCCUUAGAUCUGAAUGCAGUAGUGUUUGCAGUAACCUAUAUGUGGUAUGUGUUUGUGCUCUUAAAAUAUUAUGCGGCUGUGUAUAUUUUGAUUAUGGAACUGAUUGAAAUUUAUUUUUGUAAAUAUAUUACCGAUCCUACUAAAUGACAGUGUACGCUUGACUGGUUUUAAUAAUAAAUAUCAUUUAUAUUAUUCA